Molecule: messenger RNA, 11626 nt
Organism: Coregonus sp. 'balchen'
Lineage: Eukaryota; Metazoa; Chordata; Actinopteri; Salmoniformes; Salmonidae
Source: the annotation of a GenBank genome assembly
AUGAAGCUCUUCAGUCUGAGUGUGCUGUAUAAAGGGACCACCAAGUCUAACCUACUGAAAGCUGCCUACGACCUGUCAUCCUUCAGCUUCUUCCAGAAGUCCAGGUGGGGUUGGCUCUUUGUCUAUCUAUCUAUCUAUGGGCCAGUUUCCCUGGACACAGAUUAAGCCUAGUCAUGGACUAAAAAACACUUUAAAUUGAUCAUUUCCAUUGAACCUAUAGGAAUGUGAUUAGUCAGUGUUUGGGAAACCAGCCCUAUGCUUUAUGACAGGGGUGGCAGGCUUACCGUCCUUCUGUGGAGUAGAGCUACCCUAACCUCCCGCAGGACUUUGUUCCAUCCCCAGGAAUAUAAAUACACACAUUCUACUAAUUAGCUGAAUCAGGAAGUGUGUUCAUGUAGUGCUGGCACUAUUAGUUCUGCACACCCACUAGCUCUCUUGGAGAAGGGUUGGCCACACCUUGUUUAAACUAUAACAUAUGUCACGGUCUCUUUUAAAAAGUCAAUGAGUGGUGUCAUGUAGCUACUGGUCUCUGUCUGAUCUGCAAUGUUGCCCAGGUUUUCCCACUGCAACAUGAGUAUUAAAUAUAGAUAGUAUCUUUUGAGACUUACUUCAUCAUUUGUGUGUGGUUGUGUCUCAGUGUUCAGGAGUUCAUGACGUUCACCAGUGACCUCAUAGUGCAACGAUCAUCUAUAGGGAGCCGAGCCUCUGUCAAAGAACAAGGUUAGUGUGAGGACGACACACACAUAGGCAUACAUGCUCUCGCUCUUACACAUACACACCACACACAAUACCACCCACAUUCACUAACUCCACAUUAGCCCCCAUAGGUAUCUCAGAGACUGACUGUGUGUGUGUUCCCUCUCAGAGUACCUGUGUCACGUGUAUGUGAGGAAUGACUCCCUGGGUGCGGUGGUGAUUGCUGACGGAGAGUAUCCCUCUAGAGUGUGCUUCACCCUACUGGAUAAGGUAGGAGAGUAUCCCUCUAGAGCAGAGGGCUCCAACCUUUUCUAGCAUGAGAGCAACCUUUUUUAAAAUGUUGCAAGCUACUCCACUAUUUUAUUUUAUUUUUUAGCUUUCAAAUAGGCACAUUUUUCUCUUCUCCUCUACCCUGAAACUCUUCCCGGGUCCUUAGUGUACAAUAUAUGUUUUCUGUCAAUAUACCUUGUAAAAUAAUUGUUGAUAAACAACUCUAAGGGGUCCCAUAAAAUUAUGUUUUGUAUUUUCAAGAAUUCUGUUUUGUCUGGGGGGUUUUCUCAAUUUUUACUCUCAAUAUUACAAUUAUUCAUAGAGAAACAAUGUAAGUGGAUGUUCUGAGUCCAUGUCAAUGCUUAAAUCACAUCAGAAGACCAAUUUUGAGGCAUGAAAAACAAAUGAACAAAUGUAUAUUUUUGAGUGUAAUUCCCCUUUAGAAAGAGAGGAAUGUGUCAUCUAGUAAUGUUUCUGAUUGAAUUACUGCUGCAGCAUGUCAUGGCAGAAUUUGCUAAACAAUGGCCACCAAAUUGAUACAAAUAAUCAGGUCAGGUAAGCCUACUUUGCGGUUAACAUUUUAAUUGAGAAGGUUUUUGUGGAAAGUCUUUCUGUCUACCCACAAGACCGUUAUCAUUACUAGCAUCGCUAACUGGCUACAUAAGGAGUGAUAGACAAACGGGCGCACCAAACAGACAGACCGGGGAAAUACUGCUGAAAAUUAAUUGGCAGAUAUUGUGUUUCUUUUGGCCUUUUAAGCCAAUAGUGGCUAACCAGGGGUGGGACAAUGUCAAUGUGGUUUUGAUUGGAUAGUAGCCGGGAGCUCUAUGUUUGACAGUUUGCGAUGGAACACAUGGGGAAAAAAUGCAUGUAGCCUACUUUCAGAAUUGCUUGGCGAGCUACUCAUAGGUGGGCUGCGAGCUACUGGUAGCUCGCCAUUUACCUGUUGGAGACUCCUUCUCUGGAGUGUGAUUUUUACACACUGUCUCAGAAAGGCUUAGUAUGGACUUAAUGUUCAGCUUGAAGGAGACUUAUUGUGCUAUUCAUGUGAUCUGCCUUACAUUCAGACCCAUUUACUGAGGAGUGGAGAAUAGGAGAACUAGAUAGGUUUAUGCAUUGCCUAUGUUAGGGGCGUUAGUCAUGGAUUGCUAGUCGUGAAAUAUUACUGCCUCUGUGGAUUUGCCAUCUGUCUUUUUGAAAUUCAAUUUAGAAAUUCAGAGGUUUGAUUGAUGCAUGUAUCCUGCUUAGGAUGAGUCCUCAGUCCUGACUACUCUCUCCUCCUCUCUCCUCCCUUCUCCUUCUCUCUCCUCCCCUCUCCUUCUCUCGCCUCCCCUCUCCUUCUCUCUCCUCCCUUCUCCUUCUCUCUCCUCCCUUCUCCUUCUCUCUCCUCCCUUCUCCUUCUCUCUCCUCCCCUCUCCUUCCUCUCUCCUCCCUUCUCCUUCUCUCUCCUCCCUUCUCCUUCUCUCUCCUCCCCUUCUCCUUCUCUCUCCUCCCUUCUCCUUCUCUCUCCUCCCCUCUCCUUCUCUCUCCUCCCCUCUCCUUCUCUCACCUCCCCUCUCCUUCUCUCACCUCCGCACCCCUCGUCUUCUCUCUACUCCUCCUCACCCUUCUCCUUCUCUCUACUCCUCACCCCUCUUCUCUCUCCUCCUCCUCACCCCUCUCCUUCUCCUCCUCCUCACCCCUCUCCUUCUCUCUACUCUUCCUCACCCCUCUCCUGUCUACUCUUUCCUUACUAUCCUCCCCUCUCCUUCUCUCCUCCCCUCCUUCUCUCCUCUCCUCUCCUCUCUUUAAGGUGCUGGAGGAAUUUUCCAGACAGGUGAGCAGUAUAGACUGGCCCUCUGGUUCUCCUGCCACUGUCCACUAUACUGCCCUGGACAGCUACCUCGCCAAGUACCAGGUAACACACACAAUCCCUCUCACAGGUUCAUCAGAAUUGAUUUAUUUACAUUUUUAUUUGCAUAAAAAUGCAUUAAUGUUACACACUAUUGAACUGAUCAGGAAGUGUGUUCCAUAGAUGGACUCCUUAUAACAGCAAGUGUUGCAAUGUGUGGUUUUGUUUUUGCGUUAACUAAACCCUGAUUAUUUGUCUGUAGAAUCCUCGGGAGGCGGACGCAAUGAGUAAAGUACAAGCUGAGCUGGACGAAACCAAAAUCAUUCUGGUGAGUUGAGUUCUCACAUUGCGUGUGCAUGCAUGUGUGUGUGCGUGAGUGUUUGCGUUUGUGUGUGUGUGAUGUAUUUUUCAUUAGGCCUAAUUGAUAUUGCUGGAAAUCUUAGACUGUGGUUUUAAUGAAAGUGAUUUUAAAAAGCCUUCAAUAUGGAAAAUAAUUGUUUUGGUUGAGGCAACAAAAUGUUAAUAACAAAAUGUAACAUUAAUUUUCCUUAGAUUUAAUUAAAGUGUAAGAACAUUUUCUGAUACAAACAUGAAGUGUUCUGGAAUAAGGAGCCUUUCUACAGACAGAACCGCUUUGAUGACAGACAGUUGAGUAACUGAAAUGUGUCAUGAUUCUACAAUAAAUGCCUAUGGAGUCUUUUUGAAAUGCACUCGCAUAUCUUCAUCCAAAGGUAGUAUCCCAAGACAUAUCCAAAAGUAAUUUGAUGUAAGAAAACUCCUGCACACAGCACUUGCCAACAGCAAGCCAAAAGCAUCUCUUUGCCAACAGCAAUACUCUUCAAUGUUUACCAAAUGCAUUGAUUCAUUCAUUAUAUCUUAUUUGAACAAGAGCAGUCACAUGAGGGCUAUGUCCUCCUACUCGACCCAGUAACUGGGAUAAAGGUUAUGGAACAUCCAGAUAGAAGUAUAUUGAAUAGAACAGACAUGCUAACCUGUUUUGUAGAGUAAGAAAUCCUGUCAGCUCUAAAAUUAUGUUUCUAUGUGCACCGUUCAACACGUUGCACCCUUCUAAAUGUGACUCGGAUGUCCGUUGGAAUCUACUGGUUGGAACAUAUUUUACUCCAAGGGAACUGUCUUGAGUUCUUCUCACUUUUAUGAACAGUACUUUUGUGAUUUUUAAGUAAAUCAUACUCAAGCAUCUGCCACAGGCGUUGCACCCAUAAGGUUUCUCUGCUGGUGCCAUUUUAAGUUUGCUGCGGUGUUACUACAUUUUCCAGAUUUUUCUCCCCUGUGUGAGAAAUAUGCCCUUCUCAGAUUUGCCUUCUCAGAUUUAACUCCUGGUUGAAACAUUUCCCACAAUCUUUGCACGUUUGUUGUUUCUCUCCUGUGUGAAUUAUCAUAUGUCUGGUAAGAUGUGUCUUAGAGAUGAAGCAUUUGACACAUUUUUACAUUGAUAUGAUUUCUUCCCUGUGUGAAUAAUCAUGAGCGUUCAGGUGUUCCUCACGGUAGAAGCAUUUCCCACAUUCUUGACACCUAUAUGAUUCUCUCUCUCUCUCUACUGCUCCUGCUGUCUCAACCUCUGAAUGCUUGGCUAUGAAAAGACAACUGACAUUUACUCCUGAGGUGCUGACCUGUUGCAUCCUCUAUAACCAUUGUGAUUAUUAUUUGACCCCGCUGGUCAUCUGUGAACGUUUGAACAACGAUCUGGCUUUAAUGGCCAUGUACUCUUAUAAUCUCCACCGGGCAAAGCCAGAAGAGGACUGGCCACCCCUCAGAGCCUGGUUCCUCUCUAGGUUUCUUCCUAGGUUCCUGCUUUUCUAGGGAGUUUUUCCCUAGCCACCGUGCUUUUACAGUGGCUUGCAAAAGUAUUCACCCCCCCUUGGCAUUUUCCCUAUUUUGUUGCGUUACAACCUGGAAUUUAAAUGGAUUUUUAGGUGGUUUGUAUCAUUUGAUUUACACAACAUGCCUACCACUUUGAAGAUGCAAAAUAUUUUUUGGUGUGAAACAAACUAGAAAUAAGACAAAAAAACAGAAACUAUUCACCCCCCCCCCAAAGUCAAUACUUUGUAGAGCCAUCUUUUGCAGCAAUUACAGCUGCAAGUCCAUUUUACAAGGCAAAACUGCUCCAGCUCCUUCAAGUUGGAUGGGUUCCGCUGGUGUACAGCAAUCUUUAAGUCAUACCACAUAUUCUCAAUUGGAUUGAGGUCUGGGCUUUAACUAGGCCAUUCCAAGACAUUUAAAUGUUUCCCCUUAAACCACCCGGGUGUUGCUUUAGCAGUAUGCUUAGGGUCAUUGUCUUGCUGGAAGGUGAACCUCCAUCCCAGUCUCAAAUCUCUGGAAGACUGAAACAGGUUUCCCUCAAGAAUUUCCCUGUAUUUAGCACCAUCCAUCAUUCCUUCAAUUCUGACCAGUUUCCCAGUCCCUGCCGAUGGAAAAACAUCCCCACAGCAUGAUGCUGCCACCACCAUGCUUCACUGUGGGGAUGGUGUUCUCGGGGUGAUGAGAGGUGUUGGGUUUGCGCCAGACAUAGCGUUUUUCUUGAUGGCCAAAAAGCUCAAUUUUAGUCUCAUCUGACCAGAGUACCUUCUUCCCUAUGUUUGGGAGUCUCCCACAUGCUUUUUGGCGAACACCAAACGUUUUUGCGUAUUUUUUUCUUUAAGCAAUGGCUUUUUUCUGGCCACUCUUCCGUAAAGCCCAGCUCUGUGGAGUGUACAACUUAAAGUGGUCCUAUGGACAGACACUUCAAUCUCCGCUGUGGAGCUUUGCAGCUCCUUCAGGGUUAUCUUUGGUAUCUUUGUUGCCUCUUUGAUUAAUGCCCUCCUUGCCUGGUCCGUGAGUUUUGGUGGGCGGCCCUCUCUUGGCAGGUUUGUUGUGGUGCCAAUUUUUUUAUAAUGGAUUUAAUGGUGCUCCGUGGGAUGUUAAACGUUUUGGAUAUUAUUUUAUAACCCAACCCUGAUCUGUACUUCUCCACAACUUUGUCCCUGACCUGUUUGGAGAGCUCCUUGGUCUUCAUGGUGCCGCUUGCUUGGUGGUGCCCCUUGCUUAGUGGUGUUGCAGACUCUGGGGCCUUUCAGAGCAGGUGUGUGUGUAUAUACUGAGAUCAUGUGACAGAUCAUGUGAUACUUAGAUUGCACACAGGUGGACUUUAUUUAACUAAUUAUGUGACUUCUGGAAGUAAUUGGUUGCACCAGAUCUUAUUUAGGGGCUUCAUAGCAAAGGGGGGUAUACAUAUGCACGCACCACUUUUUCGUUAUUUAUUUUUUAGAAUUUUUUUAAACAAGGUUUUUUUUUUUUUUUCACUUCACCAAUUUGGACUAUUUUGUGUAUGUCCAUUACAUGAAAUCCAAAUAAAUAUCAAUUUAAAUUACAGGUUGUAAUGCAACAAAAUAGGAAAAACGCCAAGGGGGAUGAAUACUUUUGCAAGGCACUGUACAUCUGCAUUGCUUGCUGUUUGGGAUUUUAGGCUGGGUUGCUGUAUAAACACUGUGACAUCUGCUGAUGUAAAAAGGCUUUAUAAAUAAAUGUGAUUGAUUGAUAUGCCUGAUCAGAGCUGAAUUAUGUUUGACGCAUUUGCCACAUUCUUUACAUUGAUAUGGUUUCUCCCCUCUGUGACAUCUGAUAUGGAUAAUCAGAUCUGACUUUUGGAUGAAACUAUUUGUUGCUACGAUGUCUCAAACAGUAAUAUUGUCGCUUUUUUCUAGUUUGUUAACCUAAGGUCUUUAAAGGGAGAAUGCGAGGUAAAGAUGUUCGCUUCGCCAAGCCGAGUUGUGCUAGGAGCAAACCGAACCUAAUAUGUGGACGCCUUUGGUCAGUAUUUACUUACGGUAUAAACAUUUGUCACAUUCUUGGCACCUACACUGAAUAUACCAAACAUUAGGAACACCUUCCUAAUAUUGAGUUGCACCCCCCCUUUUGCCCUCACAAGAGCCUCAAUUCGUCAGGGCAUGGACUCCACAAGGUGUCGAAAGCAUUCCACAGGGAUGCUGGCCCAUGUUGACUCCAAUGCUUCCCACAGUUGUGUCAAGUUGGUUGGAUGUCCUUUGGGUGGUGGACCAUUCUUGAUACACACGGGAAACUGUUGAGCGUUAAAAAAACAGCAGCGUCGCAGUUCUUGACACAAACCGGUGCGCCUGGCACCAGUUACCAUACCCCGUUCAAAGGCACUUAAAUAUUUUUCUUGCCCGUUCACCCUCUGAAUGGCACACAUACACAACCCAUGUUUCAGUUGUCGCAAGGCUUAAAAAUCCUUCUUGAACCUGUCUCCUCCCCUUCAUCUACACUGAUUGAAGUGGAUUUAACAGGUGAUAUCAAUAAGGUAUCAUAGCUUUCACCUGUCAGUCUAUGUCAUGGAAAGAGCAUGUUUUGUGUACUCCGUGUAUUUCUUCCUACUUUAACCAUGGAGAAUGUUUUUUAAAUGCUCCUGAGCACAAUUUAAUCAGGCGCUCUAGUGUAGAGUGUCUAUAGGGUCUGUGCAGUAGGCUGAACGUUUGACGUCCCUACUCUCUAUGAUGUGUUAUAACCCUAUCCUCAACCACAACCACAUCUCAUGGAAAGAACAGAAAGAAAGAACAGGUGUCCUUAAUAUUUUGUAUACUCUGUGUAUAUUUAAAUAAAUCCAAAUAAAUAAAUACAAUUUUAUAUAUAUAUAUAUAUAUAUAUAUAAUCAAUCAAAUGGUGUAUAUGGUUUCAACCCUUUGAAUCAUCACAUACAUUUUACAUUUUACAUUUUAGUCAUUUAGCAGACGCUCUUAUCCAGAGCGACUUACAGGAGCAAUUAGGGUUAAGUGCCUUGCUUAAGGGCACAUCGACAGAUUUUUCACCUAGUCGGCUCGGGGAUUAGAACCAGCGACAUGCCUGGUCAGAUCUGAUUUGGAUGAAACAAUUCCCACAAUCUUUGUACUUUAUAUGGCUUCUCCUUUGUGUGAAUCAUCAUAUGUAUGGCCAGAUGUGUCAUAGAGAUGAAGCACUAUACAUUAUUUGCAUUAUUAUGGUUUCUUCCCCAUAUGUCUUUUCAGUUUAUAAUCCGGAGAGAAACAUUUGCCAUGAACAUGACAGAAACGUUUAGUUUCAGCUUUAGUGUGAGUUUCCAGGUGAUCUAUCAAACUCGCUGUGGACUCCAGGUCUGUCCCACGCACACCACAGAGAUGUUCAUUAUGCUUUAUGUGUUUUGUUUGCACAUGAAAAGUUAAAUGACGCAGUGAAGUACAAUUAUUUUAUACACCUUGCAUCAAUGAGAAGCAGCAUGGCUUUGACGAGGGGAUUUGAAAUAGGACAACUUUGGGUUUAUCCUGUCUCCAGCACUAUGGUAGCUUGGUCCUUUCUUUGCCUGUGUUCUCCUUGAAUUGAGUGGCUUCAACCCUGACAGUAGUCCUCCACUCUCUACCCGAUCCCAUCAACACUUUCAGUGGGUUCACUCUGCUGCAGAACAGUCUGGAUUUACUGCAGAGAGAGGCUGAGGGUCACUGGUUGGUUCUGAUGCCAUGUAGUCCUCUCCAUCAGGUUCUGUUUUUGAUCUCUUCAGUUGAGGUGCUGGAUAGAGAGUAUUUCUCUCUGUUUCUACAUUUUGGGUUAUGCUUCUCACACAAGAGAUCCUGAAUAUAUGUCACACUCCUUAGGUUGAAGCUGCUCUUCCUCCUGACUGGUUCUGAGUUCCUCCUGUUCCUCUUUAAUCUGUGUGGACUCUGGGUCAUCCUGCCCCAGACUGGGGCUACACUCCUGCUCACAGGGCUAGUGCUCAGGGGAACCUCCUCUUCAGAGACUGGGAGAGUGAGCUGCUGGGGGUCUAAAGACAGGAAAUAUAGGUUGCCUACAACCCAAAAAAUAUUUGGAGAUAUUGCAGUCAGCCUUUUUGUAUCCAUAGUUAUCUAUACCCUGAGAUUCAAUAGGAAAUGGUAGAAGAUUCAAUGGUACUAGCUACCUAGCUAGCCACAUUAGCUAGUUAGCUAGCUAAUUGGUUAGGGGCAAAUCCACGGUAACGGAAUUACGCAGAGACUCUGAUUUUUCACUUUAAAAUGUAAGCCAAAAAAAACCCAUUGAUUUCAAAGUUUUUAAAAACCAUACAACUCUAUGCACAAUGACUACUUCGAACAAUUUACACACACAAACAACAUUUACUGGAAAAACUGUACAGAUGCAAAGUUUGUUAACAGAAUUACGGUAGAAUCUCCCUCAGUUUUGUUCUGUUACCAAACUUUGUACCGGCACAGUUCUUUCUGUAAAUGUGUUUUCGUAAGAUUUUCGGUGGAAAUUGUUAAAAGUAGUCCUUGUGCAUGGAUUUCUAUGGUUUGUUCAACUUUUAAAUGAAUGGUUUUUGUUUGGUAUACAUUUUUAAGUAAAAGAUCUGAGUCUCCGUUACCAUGGAAUUGUCCUUAGCUAACGUUAGGUAAACGGUUGCAGAUAUUCUAUAACAUCAAUUUACAGGGUUGGGGAGUAACGGAUUACAUGUAACUGAUUACAAAAAACUGUUGUCUGCUACAUUACCAGCUAAAAAUAUUGUAAUCAGAUUACAGAUACUUUAGAAAAACUAGAUGAUUACUUUUAAAUUCAGAAAGGAUGUUUGCGGAAAAAUUAUUUGACACCUUUCGGUUUUCUCAGUGACAUUCAAAUCAGCAUUGAAAAGGUGCAAGUUUAAGUUUGUUCCGCCUUAGCGAGUCUGUCCACAAGUCAGAGACCGUUAUGAUGACACACCAAAUGCGUUUGAUGGAUCUCGAGAAAAGAGCAGGAAUAAGCUUUUGUAGGCUACAGUCCAAGCUAUGUCUUCAAAUGGUGCGACUGCUGUUGGCAUCCAAAGAUGAUCCACGUUGAAUUAACGCUUGGAGGUGGUGUAGCCUACGGGCGAUACGGAUAUCACUUAUUAUUGAUAUCUACCUAGCGCAUUGAUGUGACUCACACUGCUGCUCUCAUUUAGCUAUUGCGCCUUAUGGAAUGUGGUUGUUGUGGAUGGCUGUUCACAAACUUAUGUGUAAAUGUGUCCACUCCUGAACUAAAGGGGCUGAAUACUAAUGCAACUACUAUUUUAGUUGGGCAUUUCUUAUUUAUCUUUAAAAAUAUUUUUUUUAACUUCCACUUUGACAUUAAAGAGUAUUUUGUGUAGAUUGUUGACAAAAAACUAUGACAAUGAAAUCUAUUGUAACCCAACUUUGUAACACACCAUAAAAUGUGAAGAAUUCCAAGGGGUCUGAAUACUUUUGCAAGGCACUGUAACUAUAAAGUGGGUAAAACAGGGCAAUGCUGAAUUUCUUCAGCCUCCUGAGUUUGAAGAGGCGCUGUUGCGCCUUCUUCCCCACGGUGUCAGUGUGGUGGGAUCAUUUCAGGUCCUUGGUGAUGUGCAUGCCAAGGAACUUGAAGCUUUUGACCCUCUCCACUGCGGCCCUGUCGAUGUGGAUGGGGGCGUGCUCUCUCUGCUGUCUCCUGUAGUUCAUGAUCAGCAGUUUUCGUUUAGUUGACGUUGAGGUUAUUUCCCCGGCACCACUCCACCAGGGCCUGUAGGCUGUCUCGUCAUUGUUGGUUAUCAGGCCUACCACUGUUGUGUCAUCAGCAAACAGGAAGUACAGGAGGGGGCUGAGCACAACCCAGAAAGUAAAUUGCAACAUCCAUUUAUGGCCAGCAAUGUGAACUCGAACAUUGAUUUAUCUGGCAAUAGAUGUCGGUCAAUUGGUAAUAUUCAUUUUUGUCUUCUUCUAAUGCAUCUUUAGGGGAAAGUAAUCUAAAAGUAACCAGAUUACGUUACUGGGUUUAGGUAAACUAGUUUUGGAAUUGUAAUUUAACUCUAACGGAUUAAAUUUAGAAAGUAAUCUACCCAACCCUGUCAAUUUAUCAUCUGAUUUAUGUGAUAUCUAGCUAGUUGAUACAAACCUGCUCUGUAACUUUAUCUCUGGUUUGAAAACCAAAUCUAGUAGCCUCUGUAGACGGCCAUUCUCCUCUUUGGAACUGACAUUUCUUCCUGGUACUUUACUAACGUUUUUUCCACGGCCUCGGAUAUCUCCGCAGCAGCCGCUGUUAGUCGUUCAGUAAGAUACACAUUCAACAGCUGUAGUUUGGUCAUUUUGAGUGGAGUUCAAAGUUGAGCGGUUCGUAUUACCACAGAGUUUGGUAUUACAGUGGUUUCUCUGCUACAAACAUCUCGCAUGGGGCAAUAUUUCCCACAAUCUGCAUGCCUUAUCCACCCCAUUCCUGUUUCCGAUUGUGGCACACCACUUUUUUGUCUUCAACUUAGGCACAGGUUUCAACCAAAACCCAUCAUGUGGCUACACUGUUAUUUAGCUAAUAAGCUAUGAUGCAGUCUUGUUACGAAACUGAUUAGGCAACCUACUGUUAACACUGUACUUGCUAAGUCUAGGGGUCCUAGGCUUGCCUAAUGGUUCUGUAAUCUGAAUGAAUUUGUGCAUAAAUGUGAGAAGAAAAAGAAACAAAAGAUUCAUGGCACCAAGAAAAAACAGCAGCCUCACGGCUCAGCAAGCCAUGUGUUCCACUUCUACCCACCAUUUGUCAUGUCAAUAACAAUAAGUUGUUUACCAAUGGUGUAGUGAACAUGUCAAUUUUGUCAAUCUAUCCCUUUUUAACGAGUCCUCCACCUCAUCUCCUCUGCAGCACAACACUAUGGAAAGUCUGUUGGAGAGAGGAGAGAAGCUGGAUGAUCUGGUCCAGAAGUCUGAACACCUGGGGAACCAGUCUAAAGCCUUCUACAAGACAGUGAGAAACACAUUGGAACACACACACACACACACAGGAAUUCAUGAGAGGACGUACAGUAUGAUUACAUGAGCAAUCUAAUACUGUGUGUGUUCUCCCCAGGCGCGGAAGCAGAACUCUUGCUGUGAGGUCAUGUGA